UCCUGUGGUUGUUCAGUGACAUCCGAAUGAGUUGGUGGUCAUCCCGGUCAGUGGAGAGUCGUUUUCACCCACUGCUGGUCUGUAGCUUUGUUGUCCCCAAUGUCUGCAGCUUGACCUUUUUCUUAAGAACCGCUGUCUUUGAAAUUUCAAGCAACCUGACGCUCACUCUAUCCCUCUGCCAGUAAAGGAAAAGAGAUGCGUCAUAUUUUAUACAGCCCCUCACAAAAGCCCAAUGAUUUCCAAACUGUGUAGCGGGGAUGUGUACAUGUGCCGAAGGUGGUUGUCCAAAGCUAACCGUCACCUUCAGCAAGGAUAUGAAACACAACACGCGGAGUAGCUAUGCAUGUUACAGUCCUGCUGUUGACUAUGGAGUGUUGGAUUCUGAUGCCACACGUCAGAUGAUACUGCGCUUAUCUUGUGAUGAAAUGGAGCUGAAAAAUGAAGCUCACUAUCUGAUCAUGGGGCAGGAAGAUGCAAUAUCAGUGCUCAAUAACGACGGACAACAUUUCGGGUAUGUGCUGAACAAUGACAUGUGGAUCGAGAAGAUACCAGAAGAAAAGAAAUGCAAGGCAACCAUAAGUCGCUCUGCCUGCCAUCUUCUUAAUGAAUUUCUAAAGCAACACCCCAUUAACACCCCAUUGUGACAUUUAGAAGACAAGAUGGAAAAUAACCACUUCCAACAUCGUUAUUUGGCUCGGUAAAUCAUGUGCUUUUAUUUCUAGUGCAUACGGACAUAUAAAGAGACUGUUACAGUUGUUUGGUACAUUGGAAACUAGAGUCUGAAGCAUUUCAAUUCAGUUUUUCAUGUGUAUUGGCAAUAUGGUAGAUUCAAGUUACCCUUUAUUCUGUUACAUAGUCAAAUGGGAAGAAUUCUAUAACAAAAAUCUCUGACAUGAUGACCUUUAACUUUUCAGUGUCACACAACCUUCAUUUUUAGGGGUACUUUUAGAGAUGCUACAUCAAGAGUGCAUUAUUGCAGUUUAAAUACUAUGUUUCAAAUGCUUCACAUGUCCCAUUGUUGUUAUACACUGUACAGUUCUACUACAGAAUACUGUAUUUAGUGGCUUAAACAACACUGGCUUUCGCUCGCACAUGUUUGUAAAACCAGAAUCAUGACUCUAUAUAAAGUACAAAUGCUCUCCUGAUUCAGAAUUCAU
This is a messenger RNA of Sinocyclocheilus rhinocerous, 1157 nucleotides long. RefSeq names its product complement C4-like. Lineage: Eukaryota; Metazoa; Chordata; Actinopteri; Cypriniformes; Cyprinidae. The coding region runs from base 258 to 644 and encodes 128 amino acids. The transcript has 5 exons. The record is from RefSeq and is a predicted model, not a curated record.